Messenger RNA from Populus nigra (black poplar), 2120 nucleotides. RefSeq names its product replication protein A 70 kDa DNA-binding subunit D-like. Gene Ontology annotation, cellular component: nucleus. Lineage: Eukaryota; Viridiplantae; Streptophyta; Magnoliopsida; Malpighiales; Salicaceae. The transcript has 12 exons. The record is from RefSeq and is a predicted model, not a curated record. Gene Ontology annotation, biological process: DNA replication; DNA recombination; DNA repair. Bases 92 to 1759 code for a protein of 555 amino acids. Gene Ontology annotation, molecular function: DNA binding.
AGGUCUGUUAUUCCAAUUGUUGUUCAACUAUCUCCACGUUACAGGAAGCUGAAACACCAGAUUUUUCCUGUCUCACUGCAGCUACAGGACAAUGGCUCUACCUAUAAAACAGAUUAAAAAAUACAACUUCUACCCUUCAUUACGAGCUAGGGCCUGUCGAGUUUGGAUUGCUAAAUUUAAUGGUCAGCCAAGCAGUUUUAAUUGUGUUUUUGUUGACAAUCAGGGUGGAGCUAUUCAAGCUUUAGCUAAAACAAGGGAUCUCCCAACAUUUGCAGCAACAAUUAUUGAAGGAAAUCACUAUGAAAUCAAAGGAUUCUAUACUUAUGAAAACAGAGUAGUAAACACAGUUGCUGCCCAUGAUGCUGUAAUUGAUCUCAAAUCUAACACAAAAAUUACAGGCAUUGAAGCUAUUACACCUCAUGUUCCUAGAUACUACUUCAAUUUUAUUGACUAUGCACAUAUUCUGACCAAGUCAAAAGGCUCCAGAAUUCUUACAGAUGUCCUUGGAAGACUUAAAGCAUUGCAGCCACUUGAACAAGUUAUGGUUCGUGGACAGACGCUCGAAAAUAAGAGAGAAUUCAUGCUUGAGAACAUUCGUGGUGAGGAGCUUCGCAUAACUCUUUGGGGUGAUAGUGCCAGAGAUUUUGAUGAACUCGCUCUUCAUAACCUACCAUCUCCGGUUAUCAUUGCGUUUGCUGGAUUUCGUGUCACAGAAUUUAAGGGAAAACCAAAUCUUAACAGUACAGCUGCCUCUCUUUGGUACUUCAAUCCGGACAUACCAGAAUGCUUAGCAUAUAAACAUUUCUUUGCACAACUACCCGUUGAAAUACAACAACUCCCUUCAUCAUCGAAUGCUGUUUUAUCGAUAGAGGAACAAAUCAAAGAAAAUAGGAGAACAAUACAUGAGAUUCUUUGCAUGAAUCCUUAUGAGCACAAGCAUCUAAGAUUCACCUGUCAAGCUUCGAUUGUUGACUUUGAUUUCCCCAAUGGCUGGUGGUAUCCAAGCUGUCCAAAAUGCAACAAAAAACUUAGUGGGGGCGAACAAAAUUACACGUGCAUGGAUCAUGAUGCUAUCACCUCUCUUCCAGUUCCAUGGUUUCGCUUAGAAUGCAUUGUUACCGAUGGAGAAGAUGUCACUAAUUUUCUUCUAUUUGGGAAAACUGCGGAGAACUUUUUUGGAUCAUCAGCCCACCAUUAUGUCUAUGAUAAAAAAUUUAUUGAUCCCUCAGUUCUUCCUCCUGCCAUGGCAGCAAAGUUGAACAAAAGCAUGAUUUUUCAGCUUCGAUUUGGUGCUUUCAGAUCCAUCACCAACAGAUGUGAGGUUAUCAUUACUAAUAUUUUUGACGACACCACAAAUAAGAGCAUCCAUCCUUUAGAAACACCAACUCCAGAACCUAAAUCAUCUGCUACAUCCAAGACAUCUACUCCAUUAAGCUCUAUGAAACAGGUUCUCAUAGCUCCAUCAACUCCACAAAAUACUAUCACACAACUCAGCAUUGCUCCUAAUUCCUUGGAGACACCACCUCAGAACAUAUCACCAAACAAGGAAACAAGCAUAAACAGUGAAGCACGACGUGCACUUGAUUUUGAAGCUGCAACACAGCAAAAUAGUCCUGAAGAUGAGCAUGAAAAAGCAAUUGAAGUCCAAGGAAACUUGGGAAACAUAGCUACAUCCGACACAUUUGAUCACUCACUUCCACCUUCGAAAAAACAACGGACAACAUCCUCAUCAUCUUCAAAGGAUAUGCAUAAUGGAUGAUCCACAUUCAGGCAGGACUGCAAUCCUUCUUUCAGGAAAACUAGCAAUUCCUCUACAAAUGACUUGCAUUUGGAUUUCUAUACCAAGAACAUGACUGCUACCUCUGUAAUUUUGAUAUAAUUUGCAAACAACGAUCUCCUUUAAGUACUCAGCAAUCUGGCAGCUUAUUUCCACUUUUGAUGUUGUUUGUAACUUAAUCUAUAUUAUCAUGACUGCUGCCUUUGUAAUUUUAAUAUAAUUUGCUAACAACAAUGUCCUUUAAGUGCUUAACAAUCUGGUAGCUUAUUUUCACUUUUGAUGUUGUUUAUAACUUAAUCUAUAUUAUCAAACCUUUCAUACUAGAGUUGGCUUCAAUUCUCUU